UAUUUUUCUUCAUAUACAUAAAAUGUAUAUUAUAUACUCUCAAUAAUAUAUAUAUAUAUAUAUACGUGCAGGUACUCUUCAGCUUUCUUCUUGUUCCCACAUACCCAUCUUCCCCAACCUUUCCCCAAGAAAAAAACUUAGGGUUUUAAAUUCUAUUUUACACAUAAAAUAAACACACCAAAAUAUUUGCGUACGUUAUUGUCUUAUUGAUAUAGAAUCUAGGUGUCUGUUUCUUUUUCUUUGUUCUUGUAUUGGUUUGGAUCGGUAUACUUAGUUAUUACGUAAUUAGAUAGAUCGGCGUGAAGAAGAAAAUGAUCAUGUGCAGCCGAGGCCAUUGGAGACCAGCUGAAGACGAGAAGCUCAAGGAUCUUGUCGAACAAUACGGUCCUCAUAAUUGGAACGCCAUAGCUCUCAAGCUCCCUGGUCGAUCUGGUAAGAGUUGUAGAUUGAGGUGGUUUAAUCAAUUGGAUCCAAGGAUAAACCGAAACCCUUUCACGGAAGAAGAAGAAGAAAGACUUUUAGCGGCUCAUCGGAUCCAUGGGAACAGAUGGUCCAUCAUCGCAAGGCUUUUCCCUGGAAGAACUGAUAACGCCGUCAAGAACCAUUGGCACGUCAUCAUGGCUCGUCGCACACGUCAAACCUCUAAGCCUCGUCUUCUACCCUCGACGACUUCGUCUUCUUCUUUAAUGGCGAGUGAACAAAUCAUGAUGAGUUCUGGUGGUUAUGAUCGUAAUUAUAGUUCCGGUGAUAGGAAGAAAAUAUUACCAGCAGACGUUAUAAAUUUCCCUUACCAGUUCUCUCAUAUCAAUCAUCUUCAGUUCCUAAAGGAGUUUUUCACCGGAAAGAUCGCUUUAAAUCACAAAGCAAACGAGAGUAAAAAGCCUAUGGAGUUCUACAAUUUUCUACAAGUAAACACGGAUUCAAACAAGCGCGAGACUAUAGAUCAAGAUUCGGGUCAAAGCAAACCCAGUAACUCGGGCACCAAAAAUGAAAGUCAUGUUCCCUUCUUCGACUUUUUGUCUGUUGGAAACUCUGCCUCCUAGGAUUAGCUUCUUUGCAGACUAUAAACCCUAAAUUGUUAGCUUAACUAUUUAGUCCGUAUACGUACGGGACUCUAGAUCGUUAGCAUGUAUGCUUGAUGUGUAAAAUCACUAACUAGUGAGCUCUUACCUGAGAAAAAUGUAAGAAAAUUGUGAGAAAAAAACCUAAUGUUGAUGUAUACCCAUAUAUACUAGUAUCACACAUUCUCAAUGUCUGUAUUUCCAUCGAGUUGUUAAUAACAACUUGUUAUCUAUCAAAGUUAUCCGUAUG
Messenger RNA from Arabidopsis lyrata subsp. lyrata, 1311 nucleotides. Its product is annotated as transcription factor MYB52. Gene Ontology annotation, biological process: regulation of DNA-templated transcription. Gene Ontology annotation, cellular component: nucleus. Gene Ontology annotation, molecular function: DNA-binding transcription factor activity, RNA polymerase II-specific; RNA polymerase II cis-regulatory region sequence-specific DNA binding. The coding region runs from base 312 to 1043 and encodes 243 amino acids. NCBI's taxonomy places the organism in Eukaryota, Viridiplantae, Streptophyta, Magnoliopsida, Brassicales, Brassicaceae. The record is from RefSeq and is a predicted model, not a curated record. The transcript has 3 exons.